GCGCACGAUCGCUCUACCGCGCCGCUUCACUGUUCUGCGCCACUGUUUGCGCCAAGUGAACGGACCUCUGCAUAACCGACCAUGGCAGACGAAAAGGUGAAGGGCGAUCCUUCGGCACCGGCCGCGGAGUACAGUGUCGGUGACUUCAAUUCCACGACCAAGCUCGCGGAUGUGCAGCCCAUCGAUGAUGCCGAGUACAACCCGUUCGAGCAGCGGCAAACCGAGAAGCCAAACUCCACGGCCGGCUCGCUGAUCCACCUGCUGAAGAGCUCUCUCGGGACGGGCAUUCUGGCCAUGCCGGUGGCGUUCAAAAAUGCCGGCCUACUGUUCGGGGGCAUCGGUACCAUCGUCAUCGGGCUCAUCUGUACCCACUGCGUGCACAUACUGGUCAAAACCUCCCACAUGGUCUGCCAGAGGACAAGGAUACCCGUGCUAGGUUUUGCCGAAACCGCCGAACGUGUCUUCCAGUAUGGGCCACCAAAGCUGCGACCCCUAGCAGGUUUCUCAAAAGCCUUCGUCGACUACGCCCUGAUGGCAACAUACUUCAGUGCGGGCUGUGUGUAUAUAGUCUUCAUUGCCACCUCUUUCCACGAUGUGAUCAACUAUACGACGGGCAACGACUGGAACGUGCGCAUCUACAUCCUGCUGACCAUGCUUCCGGUCCUGGUGAUUGGCCAGAUUCGAGAGCUCAAGUAUCUGGUACCGUUCUCGGCUCUCGCCAACCUGUUCAUCGUGGUCACGUUUGGCAUCACGCUUUACUACAUCUUCAAGGAUCCGCUCGACUUCGACGACAAACCCUUGUUCGCGUCGUUCGGUACCUUGCCGCUGUUCUUCAGCACGGUUAUCUUCGCUAUGGAAGGCAUUGGCGUAGUUAUGCCGGUAGAGAACAGUAUGGCCAAACCGCAGCACUUCCUGGGAUGUCCGGGCGUGCUUAACACCGCCAUGGGAACCGUUAUCGUACUGUACGCAGUCAUUGGAUUCUUCGGUUACGUUCGGUUCGGUGAGGCAUCGAAAGGCAGCAUCACCCUAAAUCUGCCACUGAAUGACGACCUGGCCAUAGCGGCACAGAUCCUGAUCGCGCUGGCGAUCCUCUUCACCUUCGGGCUGCAGUUCUACGUCCCGAUGGACAUUCUGUGGCGCAAAAUUCAACACAAAAUACCAAAGAACAGGCACAUGAUCUCGCAGAUUGCUCUGCGCAGCGGCAUCAUGAUCCUUAUGGGUGGGGUUGGGCUCGCAGUGCCCGAGCUGGAACCGUUCAUCGGGCUGGUCGGAGCCGUGUUUUUCUCCAGCCUCGGUCUGUUCGUGCCGUGCGUCGUCGAAACGGUGUUCCUGUGGCCGGGCGAGCUGGGCAAAUUCCGCUGGGUGCUUGUGAAGAACGUUAUCUUCGGUGCUUUCUCGAUCUUUGCGCUCGUCGCCGGUGCAUACGUCAGCAUCAAGGACAUAAUUGCGCUUUACACCGACGACGAUGAGCAUGACGAGUAGAGCGGAGUCCGGGGCACACGGAAAACGUUUAACCGACCUUGCGCUCAACGCACUGGGAAUCGAACAAACAGCUCGAACGUUUAGUGCCUAUAACGUUACGCAGCUUAUCGUUUGGUAUCUUAAAUUAAGAUGUCAGGCGAAUUUACGGAUAACUACUGCAUUCCUCGUCAAGCAGCGGAACAGAAAUAGAUGAACCUAUCAAAACCACUACUAGAACUGCGAGAAGAUCACCUCACAAAGGAAGGCGUCUCUCUGAGAGUCCUGAGCUCCACCCGAUCAGCAAGUCCAAGCACAUCCUGGCAAAGCGCUAUUAUUUAUGUUCAACACGAUAUUUUCUUGUG
Molecule: messenger RNA, 1823 nt
Organism: Anopheles cruzii
Lineage: Eukaryota; Metazoa; Arthropoda; Insecta; Diptera; Culicidae
Product: proton-coupled amino acid transporter-like protein pathetic
Exons: 7
Coding region: 82-1482 (466 amino acids)
Biological process (GO): amino acid transmembrane transport
Cellular component (GO): vacuolar membrane
Molecular function (GO): amino acid transmembrane transporter activity
Source: RefSeq, a predicted model, not a curated record